AUGUUUGUUCUUCUUAAACCGUUUGCUGCCGUGAGGGCAACUCUAGGCAGUCCUGCCGUUAGAAGGGCUGCUGCCUUCUAUAGCACCGAAGGUCUGAACCUUCAGGUUGACCAAACUGCCCUUCACUUGAAAAUUCAGGAUGUUUUCACAAAGGUCGCAAGUGAAACCCUCACCGAAGUUCAAGGAAGAGUGAUCCCUGAGAUGCUUACUACCAGUAAUGGCGUGUUAGUGAGAGCAAAAACUGGUACUGGUAAGACUUAUGCGUUUGGUCUCCCUGUGAUCAACGAGUGGUUGAGUGACAAAAAUUUUGGAAAGCAGGAGAGUGUUCACACUGUGGUGAUCAACCCAACUAGAGACCUUGCUUUCCAGACCCAGAGGGCUCUGGAUAAGGUGUGGAAGGAUGCAGCCCCUAGAAAUAACCGCAGAGGCAUCGAUUUGUGCGUUGGGCAGAUGAAAUAUGAUCAGAUUAGAAGGGGAGUUAAUGGAAGAUUCAAAUCUGCGGCUUUAGUGGCAACACCAGGAAGAUUGCUUGACAUGUUGGAGUCUGAUCAAUCUUUUGCAAAAUCGUUCAAAGAUUUGAGACAUUUUGUUAUUGAUGAGGCCGACGUUCUUUGCGCUCAUGAUUUUAAGGAAGCUCUCUUGGCUAUCGUUAGCCGGAUUAAAGAGAAUCAUCAAGAUCCUAGCUUGCUGAAAGUGACCAUGUUUUCUGCCACCAUGGAUUCGAACACCAAAGAACUUGCUCGCAAACUGAUGGGCGAGGAUUACAAAUAUAUUGAUGUGAGUUCUGGCCCAGAAGUGACGGACAGUGUUAACCAGUCACUUGUGACAACAAACAGCCUUUUUGAAAGCUUUGCUGUUGCCUUGAAAUUGGUGAUUGAAAAGUUAGAUGCCACCAACGGUAAGGUGAUUGUGUUCAUGCCAAACAUCAAGACCACAGAUUUCUUCUAUUGUUUGGCUAAAGAGGUCAUCGACGAAUACUAUGGUAGAAAAGCUGAGGUUUACACCCUGCAUGGAGAUUUGAGUCAGGGUGCUCGCAACAGAAACCAGGUCAGAUUCAGAAGUGCCAGAAAGGGAGUUUUGGUUUCGUCUAACGUCGGUGCUAGAGGUAUGGAUUUCCCUGGUGUCAACAGUGUGAUUCAGCUGGGAGUGCAAUAUGAAACAGCUUCGCAUACUCACAGGGUGGGUAGAACAGGAAGAGCUGGAACCACAGGAGAGUCUAUCUCCAUAUUGACUGAGCAUGAAAUGUUUUAUGCUGAAAGAUUAAAGAAAGAAGGUCACGAGUUUGAGAUUUUAGAAAAACCUGAGAUUACUCCCGAGUUUGAAAAGCAAAUGACAAGCGUUUUGAGAGACAUCCCAUCUGAUAUCAACCAGAUGGUCACGUCGCUUUUGGGAUCUUAUGGCUCUGUGCCUCGGAUAGAGAAAGAUGGUGAUCCAAAAAGUCUUGCUCUUGAUUGUGGUGAUCUUUAUCAAAAAUUUAUGGGAGAAGGUAAUCUGCCCUCUGUCAAGGCAGUCGAUCUUGAUAGAUUUAGAGUUUCAUCUCGUGAUGCCGAAGGUGUGUUCAACGUGAGAGGCAAUUUGAGAAAGGGAUUUAAUUCUGGAGGAUACAACAAUAGGGGACAUAGGAAUUUUGGAGACAGAACUGAGGGAUCAUACAAACCAAGAAGAUCUGGUAAUGGGUACGGAGGUAACUUCGAAAGAAAGAAUUUCGGAAAUCGCCGCUGGGACAGGAACAAUAAGUUUUAG
Messenger RNA from Ogataea parapolymorpha DL-1, 1743 nucleotides. RefSeq lists its product as uncharacterized. The record is from RefSeq and is a predicted model, not a curated record. Bases 1 to 1743 code for a protein of 580 amino acids. The transcript has a single exon. Gene Ontology annotation, molecular function: ATP binding; nucleic acid binding. NCBI's taxonomy places the organism in Eukaryota, Fungi, Ascomycota, Pichiomycetes, Pichiales, Pichiaceae. Gene Ontology annotation, cellular component: mitochondrion.